AUGAUGAUGCGCAGCGAACAGCCCACUGCAAGUCGGCAAUUAACCUUGGCUGGACAAAGAGUUGGCGGCGGUAGAACGACCUACAGCAGCAGCGGUUCGAGUUAUGGAUUUUAUUUUAUCAGUCAGCUGGCAGUCAGCUACCAGCAACGGUUACACAGGAAAUAA
Molecule: messenger RNA, 165 nt
Organism: Drosophila subpulchrella
Lineage: Eukaryota; Metazoa; Arthropoda; Insecta; Diptera; Drosophilidae
Exons: 2
Coding region: 1-165 (54 amino acids)
Source: RefSeq, a predicted model, not a curated record